CGAAAGCAAUCACCAACUCCUCGCACACUAUACUUCUUGUUUCUGCAAACUUGCACAAUGGCCACCGCUUUCAGCUCCCUCCCCGCCGUACUCAACCCGCCCCUGCCCGACCGCGAGGCCGUCAUCGACGCCCUCUACCGGGCCUGCCUGGCGUGGGAUACCAACGAUCAAUCUCUUUGCGACACAGCCUUCACCACCGAUGCUGUCCUAUCCUUGAAUGGCCAGGUCAUGACUGGCCGCGACCAGAUUGCCAAGGACGGCAACGCCCUCAUCUUCACCCUCGACACCACCCAUCUUGUGGGCAACACGCGCGUCACCUUUACCACGCCCAGCGGCGGCGAUGGUGAGCAGCAGUCGGCUAGUAUUACCGCCACCGUCAUGGCCCAGCACUUUGUGGGCAGCAAGGGUUUUGACCUGGCACCCGAGUCCGCCAACAUCCCGUACCUUAUGAAUCACAACAAGCACCUCAUGUCCGGGACCUUGUACAGUGGCGACCUGAUCAAAGACAGCACCGAUGGGCUGUGGAAGUUCAAGUUGCUGAAAAUCAAGCCGAACUGGAUCGAGGGGCACUUUAGCGUGGUUGGUGGGGGCCCCUUCGCAUCCGGCGAGAGGUAAAGCGGACGUGGCCUGGUACGAUAUGAG
Messenger RNA from Microdochium trichocladiopsis, 642 nucleotides. RefSeq lists its product as uncharacterized. The record is from RefSeq and is a predicted model, not a curated record. Bases 58 to 615 code for a protein of 185 amino acids. The transcript has a single exon. Lineage: Eukaryota; Fungi; Ascomycota; Sordariomycetes; Xylariales; Microdochiaceae.